Molecule: messenger RNA, 1297 nt
Organism: Oncorhynchus gorbuscha (pink salmon)
Lineage: Eukaryota; Metazoa; Chordata; Actinopteri; Salmoniformes; Salmonidae
Gene: gins1
Product: GINS complex subunit 1 (Psf1 homolog)
Exons: 7
Coding region: 270-860 (196 amino acids)
Biological process (GO): DNA replication; DNA strand elongation involved in mitotic DNA replication
Cellular component (GO): GINS complex
Source: RefSeq, a predicted model, not a curated record
GUCCGCCAGCGGUGACAGCAGCAGGUGUGGUGGGUUGGUACGGUUUGUCUUUCAUCGGUACCCAUAGUUUCCGCCUAUGUGAUCAUAACAAAGCAUUUUGCCGCGAAAACUCAGCCGCUGUCCGACAGUAACUAUUCACAUCAUUCUAGAUACGGUGAAAUAAUUACAGGAUAAUCACUCAUUUAAUGCGAGUGUAAGGUUUAGCCUACUGUUAAGUCUAACUUGAUAUACGGUAUCCUAUUCAUUUAUAACAACAUUUACCAAGAGAGAUGUUUUGUGAAAAGGCAAUCGAAAUAAUCAGAGAACUUCACCGGAUGGGCGAUGGUCAACUGCCUGCAUUCAAUGAAGAUGGUAUUCGUCAGGUGCUGGAGGAGAUGAAAGCAUUAUAUGAGCAGAAUCAAAGUGAUGUCAAUGAAGCCAAGUCUGAGGGAAAAAGUGAGCUGAUUCCAACCAUCAAGUUUCGUCACUGCUGUCUGCUGAGAAACCAACGUUGCAUCGCUGCCUACCUCUAUGACAGGCUCCUCCGCAUUCGGACUUUGAGGUGGGAGUACGGAAGUGUGUUGCCCACAAACAUCCGCUUCCACAUGUGUGCAGAAGAGUUGGAAUGGUUUAACCAGUACAAGAAGUCACUGGCUACCUUCAUGAGGUCACUUGGAGGAGAGGAAGGACUUGACAUAACACAGGACAUGAAACCUCCAAAGAGUUUGUACAUUGAGGUGCGCUGUUUAAAAGAUCAUGGCGAGUUUGAAAUAGACGACGGGACCAUCAUUCUUCUGAAGAAAAACAGUCAGCACUUCCUGCCACGAUGGAAGUGUGAGCAGUUGAUUCGCCAGGGGGUCUUGGAGCACAUCAUGUCUUGAAUCAAAUGCCAGAACUAUAUUACCUUUUUUUUCAGCAGAGGAUUAUCCAUUUCAGUGAGACAUGCAUAAGGUGAUGCUAUUUUGAAAUGCAUAAGGUGAUGCUAUUGUUAAAACAAUAAUUAAUUCAAAUAUACUUAUCUGUAGGUGAUUUAUUACUUGGUCAGUUUUGUUUUACUUUAAUUGUGGAGUGAUUGUAGUGCAUAACAAAUCCAUAGCUUGCAUGUUAGUGUUUUUACAAUAAUUACCUACUUACAUUGUUCGAUUGACAAAACAUAAACUCAAAUAGUUUAGGAAUGAAAGGUUUGACUGUACAGCAGUGCAUGAGGAUUGAACAUUGUGCAGAUGUGUAUCAAAACUUUACAUUUGUAAAUACUGUGCUUUUGGUUGGUAAUUUAAAAUACCACAAAGAACACUUCAUUAAAAGUUGCUAAACCUUU